AUGGACCCCGAAUGUCGUAGAUUUUGGGAUGAGACCCUUUGUGAAAUCGGCCGAUUCACAAUGAACAUGAUGUCAAUUCGGUCUCGAAACAAUGUUGAGGAUCUUAACGCCAGCUUCUAUAUUCAUAUGAAACUCUCCGAACUUGCUACCAAUCAGAUGGGAUGCCUCAUCGGCAAUCAUCAACACGCGGAAGCAUUGGAAAUUUUCGAGGCUGCAAAGUUGCGCUAUGCCCAAAUGCGUCGUUCUAUGGAACAACGCGGUUAA
This is a messenger RNA of Caenorhabditis bovis, 264 nucleotides long. NCBI's taxonomy places the organism in Eukaryota, Metazoa, Nematoda, Chromadorea, Rhabditida, Rhabditidae. The record is from the annotation of a GenBank genome assembly.